Cariama cristata (Red-legged seriema) is the source of this 974-nucleotide messenger RNA. RefSeq names its product MANSC domain containing 1 (gene MANSC1). NCBI's taxonomy places the organism in Eukaryota, Metazoa, Chordata, Aves, Cariamiformes, Cariamidae. The transcript has a single exon. The record is from RefSeq and is a predicted model, not a curated record. The annotation marks the transcript as partial.
ACGCCCAUGCCCCAGAGGAUACAUCCUUCAAAAGUGAGGACUUUUCUUCAAAUAGGCAUUCUUUGUCUUCAGAUGCUGGAGCCUUUAUUUCUGGCAGUCAGACUAGCCAUCAGAAGCAUACCCCUGCUUUGCAACAAUCUGUCUCUCGUCAGGCAUCUAAACUCCUGAACCACAUGGGCAAGCAUUUAGACAACAGUGAAUUUCAUACAGUUUUUCCUGAAUCUCAAAGGGCAAAACAUCCUGAGAGCUUAGACCCCAUCCCGAGGCAGAAAGUAAUUAACCUGACGCCAAAUACAUCUUCUGCUGUUCGAAUUGGAAACCCUUCUGCUUCGUUCCCCACCACUCAGUCUGUUGUUCUGAAACCCAGCAGUACUACUAUUACUCCUCUGCCUACAAGUACCACCCAACUGGAAUCUUCUAAAACCUCUCUCCUUACUGGUGGUGCUACACCUACUACUAUCACCACCACCACUACCACCACAGCUCCCUUUCCGCCUUCCGCGACUGCUAGAGCUAAACCUGGUAUCCCUGCUGCCACCACAACUUCUGCUUCUACUUCCACAACCAAGCAGGUGACCACAAAAUCCAGAUCUGCUACCACCCCGUCAUGGCUAAGAACUCCAGCCGUCUCUCCUGCGCCCACAGUUGUCUCUUCCAAGGAUACCAGCCGUGUUACCUUCCCCUCUUUUUCAAGUUUUGCUCUGGAUACUAGUGAUUCCCCCACAGCUUCCCAAAAGGGACAUCAGGGUUAUGAGCCAUUUGAUUCAGCAAGCUACCUGCCAGAAAGAGUUCAGAGAGAGAAAGAUGUCAUUCAACAAGGAGAAAAAACUAACCUUCUAGUGGAUUUGAUUUUUGGGGUGAUAUUGUUGUUGAUAGUUACUGCACUGAUGGGAAAGAGAAUACAGAAAUGUCUUCAGAAGAAGCAUUAUACCCACAUGGAUUACUUCAUCAAUGGAAUGUACACUGAUGUUUGA